AUGUUUAGUGAAUCUUUACUAAAUAAAGAGCGUAAUUUCUUAGAAUUAAAUAAAGAGCUUGAAGAGAAAGUUAAAAACUUAAUGGUUGAGGUAGAUUCGAUUAUUACUCGUCAAGAAGAUGUUAUACGAAUUCCAAAACAAUCUUCACAGAUAUUACAAAAAAAAAAUAAAAUAAAAAUAAAAGAAACUGAGUCUAUAAUGAAAAUAGAUGAAGAAAUAUCAGGUAUAAACAUUGACACGCCAUGUAUAAAAAAAUCAAUAAAGAACGAAAACAUUAAAAAAACAAUUCAAAAUGAAUAUGAAACAUAUAAUGAUGAUGAGUAUGAGAGCAUCGAAACAAAGAAAAAACGAUCAACGAAUGAAACAAUAAUUCGAUUUUUAAAAGCACAACUAACACAACUUCAUACAGAUAUACAAUCUAUUCAAUAUGAUCUGAAGAAAAAGAAUGAACAUUGUAAAGAGUUAGAAAUAGAAAUUAAAAAUCACGAUGAAAAAAGAGAAAAACUCCUAAAUCAACUUACCAUUCAAAAGGAAAACACUGUAAAAACUGAAACUAUAAAUUUGGAAUUACAGUCAAAAAUUCAGGCUCAAAAUAUUGAAAUUUCUUCUUUAAGAAAAGAAAUUGAUAACUUAAAAAAGGAUUUGAAAUUGUUGAACCAAGUUUCUUCAAACAGUGAACUUAGACUUAAUAGAAGUUUGGAAGAGAAUGAAAAAUUUCGUUCAUCUUUGAAAAUAAGUCAAAAUGAAGAAAAGGAUUUGAGAGAACAAAUAAGAAAAAUUCAAGAAGAAAAGCGAUUGGCUUUAAAAAAUUCAGAAAAACAGCGCGCCGAAAUCUUUCAAGCAUUCAAAAAACAGGUUCAACUCGUAGAUAAUCUAAAAAAACAAAAAAUGUACUUGGAAGCUAGUAAAGAAAUUCAAUUCAUUGAAGAAGAUUUUACCAAGCUUUUAGAAUGGAAAGAAAAAACUUGAAUAUUAUUGAAUAAAAAUUGUAUU
Ceratosolen solmsi marchali is the source of this 993-nucleotide messenger RNA. RefSeq names its product testis-expressed sequence 9 protein. The transcript is spliced from 6 exons. The coding region runs from base 1 to 969 and encodes 322 amino acids. The record is from RefSeq and is a predicted model, not a curated record. NCBI's taxonomy places the organism in Eukaryota, Metazoa, Arthropoda, Insecta, Hymenoptera, Agaonidae.